Fimicolochytrium jonesii is the source of this 1096-nucleotide messenger RNA. RefSeq lists its product as uncharacterized. NCBI's taxonomy places the organism in Eukaryota, Fungi, Chytridiomycota, Chytridiomycetes, Spizellomycetales, Powellomycetaceae. The record is from RefSeq and is a predicted model, not a curated record. The transcript has 2 exons. Bases 181 to 1014 code for a protein of 277 amino acids.
CUUUAGAGCCUCUAGCGCCAACCUCUUCGCGCCAGCCUGUGACGUUCCUUCCCAUCUCCCAUCCCAUUAUACCUGAGACCUGCUCCCCAACGGCUCCCCUCAAAAAGUCCAUUGCGAAAACGUCGGCGAGAAAGCAACUCCUCUCUGCACAUCACGAAGCAACCAACUUCUGAUUAUCACAUGACCAUUACUAUAUCAAACGGUCGGGAGGAUCACGAGCCGCAGGAUUUACUUCCAACGUCACCCAAAGCCAAUCCCGCAGCGUAUCUGCAUGCUACCUCGCCAGCACUGAACUACCAGCCACCAGCGCCGCCAGCGACUUCUCCGUACGACGUUGUAUCGCUUCACUAUUCCGCGCCACUGUCACCGCCGACUGCUUUGUCGCCUCCACAAGGCAAUGCCUUCUCGACGCUGGGUGCAACAGAUCCCAAGAACCCUCCGGCUGUUCGUCACACUUCCCUGAGCCGGCGACAUACUGGAAACGUCCCAGCAGUUGUAGUUCCGCCUCCGGCUAACAUCAGCAUGCAACGGAAUUCCCCGUCUCCACAGGAUCCCCUUCGUCAGUCUCCUGUAGCUACUCGGAGGUCGUACGGGCAAACGGGUCCUCCGGCGAGUAGUAUGCCCAUGUCCGCAGAAAGUUCAAAUGCAGGGCGGAACUCGGCAUCUACAGAGAGACCAUUAUAUGUGGAUACGAAGAGCCGGUCGAGCGUGGGAGACGAUCGCUUUUUGGGAGCAAACCUUAGCCCGUUAUCCUCGGGUAUGGCUGCUCGGUCAGCCGUGGGGAACGUCUUGGAAUCUCCGGCGUCACCAUCACCUGUGACGAAGCCGACCAUGCAUCAGCUGGAGAGGAAGCGAUUGUCGUUCCUUCAGUCGAAGAUUCGACGAGAGUAUACAGUGGCUGGGCCGAAAGUAGAUUUCUCUCCCGAGCGGAAGGUUGCGAGGAACUUCAGUCGUGUUGUGGACUGGAAAGCACGUCGGGCAGAACUGGCACCGUCAGGCACACCAUUGGUAUGAGCACAUCAGAUUCAGUGGAAAGCAAAGCAGAAGCAAGACUGAAUAGCUAUGCAUGAAGCUUUUGCAUGCCGCCUCUUUGCAA